Molecule: messenger RNA, 2220 nt
Organism: Gasterosteus aculeatus aculeatus (three-spined stickleback)
Lineage: Eukaryota; Metazoa; Chordata; Actinopteri; Perciformes; Gasterosteidae
Gene: opn7b
Product: opsin 7, group member b
Biological process (GO): visual perception; G protein-coupled receptor signaling pathway
Cellular component (GO): membrane
Molecular function (GO): G protein-coupled receptor activity
Source: RefSeq, a predicted model, not a curated record
CCCCUCUCCCAGGUUGCCGUUGGACCCCUCUGGACCGGACCCCGAUGAGCCCCAGCCCGCUCUGGCGUACCCUUCAUUAAGGAUGGGAAAUGCCUCCGAAGCAUUUCUGCUGGUGUCCAGAAUAUCGAAGGGGAAUGACUUCCUCAUGGGGACCCUCUACACCAUCUUCGGUGUGCUCUCCAUGCUGGGGAACGGCAUCCUGCUCUUCGUGGCCUACAGGAAGAAUCCCCUGAAGCCGGCGGAGUUCUUUGUGGUCAACCUGGCCAUCAGUGACCUGGGAAUGACCCUCACCCUGUUCCCUCUGGGCAUCCCCUCGGGCUUCGCUCACAUGUGGCUGUUCAACAGGACGACCUGCAUGGUCUACGCCUUCUGCGGCGUUCUGUUCGGCCUCAGCAGCCUGACCAACCUCACCAUGCUCUCCUGCGUGUGCUGGCUCAAGGUCUGCUGCCCCCACUACGGUAACAGGUUCUCCUUCUGCCACGCCUGCCUGCUGGUGGCCGGCGUCUGGUGCUACGCCGGCGUCUUCGCCGUGGGCCCGCUGUCGGGCUGGGGCGAGUACGGCGCCGAGCCCUACGGCACGGCGUGCUGCAUCAACUGGGACGCGCCGAGCAAGGGCGCGGCGGCCAUGAGCUACAUCGUCUGCCUCUUCUUCUUCUGCUACGUCGUGCCGUGCACCGUCAUCUUCCUCUCCUACACCUUCAUCCUGCUGACCGUGCGGGGGUCCCGGCAGGCCGUGCAGCAGCACAUGUCCCCGCAGAACAAGAUCACCAGCGCGCAGUCGCUGAUCAUCAAGCUGUCUGUGGCGGUUUGCAUCGGCUUCCUGGUGGCGUGGAGUCCGUACGCGCUCGUGUCCAUGUGGGCGGCGUUCGGCGACCCGACGGCCGUGCCGCCCAUGGCUUUUGCGCUGGCGGCCAUCUUCGCCAAGUCCUCCACCCUGUACAACCCGAUCGUCUACCUGGUCUUCAAGCCCAACUUCCGCAAGUCCCUGUGCCGGGACGUGGCCCUCUGCCGGACCACCGUCUGCGGGGGUCUGAGUCCGCACGGCUCGCCGCAGAAGGGAUCUUGCAGGCAAUCCUGUCACAUGGAGGAGUGCAACUCCACCAGGAUGUCCAACGGGCUGCAGGAGAACCACGGCGCCUGCAGACACUGCCCCUGCCCCGAGAGAGUCAGCGGGGGGGAGAACUUCCCGGAGUACAGCCCCAAGCAGACCGCCAGGAUACUCAAAGGAUCCAUGCACAGCGAGGUGGCCGUCAGCCAGCUCUCCAACGAGGUGCAGAGCGACUUCCUGUAGAGACGCGGCAGUGAGAGGAAAACAGACCAAUGAGGAACAGAAGUUGCUGAAACACAAUGAAAAUCAAAAACAGUAAGGAUUGAUUACCCUCUAAGGCCGGGUAGUUCUGGGGCUGUUUUGCUCCUGGAUUUUCACCCUUAAAUAAAAGUCCCGCUCCUCUAAUGGAAACAACACAACCAAGGCUACAAGCAGAGAGAAAAACGCCUUUAGGGCAGAAUAACAUUAUUAUGACCUUUGACAAUAUAAUAUUGUAAACAGCGUAAAGCUGGAAACUAUACAUCCAUCAUUUCUCCAAAGUGUCAACAAGUAGAAGAAACUGGAAGCUCUCCAUAAACUCAUUGAUCGGGUCACUUUUUAAAAACCUCUCUGCUGUUCAGCAACAUUCAGAUUCUUUUUUCAAAUGACUGUUGGUCUCAAAUGAGUUAAAGUUUUUUAACAGAAUCUAUUGAGAGCAAGAUUUUUUUGAAGCGCUUAUUUUUUACAGCUUCUAGCUCGGAUAACAGGCGUAGCGCGGUCGAUUGAUUAGGUAUCAGCUAAGGGUUAAAAGAAGAAAGAAAUGGUGAACUUCUAUGGCCAGCGUUGCUUCAUGCCUCAAAUAUGUGCUACUGCCAAAGAAAAGAACCACAUAGUAAUCGUAGUAAUGAUAGUAAUCCAAUACUGGAAAAGCAGUGAAACACCCAACAUGUAAUAAUAGAUCAGUCCAUCACAUCUCAACUUUCUAAUGUCUCAAUAUCAAGCCUGUGUAUUUGUGUGUGUUCUGGGGGGUGUUGGAUGUCUGAGAUCAGCGUAUGCAAUACGUCCUACUGAAGUACCAGUACACACAUAUCCACGAUGCAAAAACACUAGAUUAUUCAAACAAUGGUCCAAGAUGUACAGAUAUUGUGCAAUCAAGUAAAAAAUGAGCACCAGGGCAAAAGACUUAAAGAUUA